Messenger RNA from Candida dubliniensis CD36, 5271 nucleotides. RefSeq names its product aminophospholipid-translocating P4-type ATPase. NCBI's taxonomy places the organism in Eukaryota, Fungi, Ascomycota, Pichiomycetes, Serinales, Debaryomycetaceae. The record is from RefSeq and is a predicted model, not a curated record. Gene Ontology annotation, cellular component: plasma membrane. Gene Ontology annotation, molecular function: ATP hydrolysis activity; ATPase-coupled intramembrane lipid carrier activity; ATP binding. Gene Ontology annotation, biological process: phospholipid translocation; endocytic recycling; post-Golgi vesicle-mediated transport. The transcript has a single exon. The coding region runs from base 1 to 5271 and encodes 1756 amino acids.
AUGAGCGAUACACAGACGUCACUGUCAUCCAAUUUUAGCAACUCACAGACCCCGAUACAGAAUGAUUUAACUUCUCUGGUACCCAGCAAUGAUAAUUCACUAAAAGUGCCCACUCCACUUAAUACUAGAAGAAAACGUGGUUUAUCGUUGAGGUCCCAGCUUUUUAAUAAAGCAUUCAAUAUCCAACAGCAGCCAUUAGAACAAACACAAUCAUCUGCACCACCUUUGCAGUCACCGGAAUUAACUAAUAAUCUAGCGAAUGAGACGAAUACAUAUCCAGUUUCAGACCAUUUUCAACAAAAUAUAGAACUUCAAAAUAUUCCAAUAACACCCGAGAUCAAUGUUUAUGAAGCACCAGAACAAUUUCCCACUUCCAUAAGGUCUGUAGCGAAUAAUGAUUCAAAUGCCAAUUAUCCAUCGAAUUUAAGUAGAUCAACCACACAUUUGACCGUGGAAACCAAUGGAACAAGCAUUAGCACACAGUCUUUUAUUUCCAAAAGAGAGAAAUCGGACUGGAAACGUUAUGGUAGCAAAAAUAGAUUCUACCAAAUAUUAGUGGACAUAAAAAAUAAGGUUUUCCACAUCAAAUACUUACCCCCAACAGAAGAAGGACGUAUAAUUCCUUUAACAGUUGACCCCAAAUCCACAAACUCGUAUUACCAGGAUGAAUAUUAUGAUAAAAAGUCCAAAGCGUAUAUUGACGAAAGAUCUAACGAGCCAUACAUCGAUAACAUGAUAACCUCAUCCAAGUAUACAGUGUACUCAUUUUUGCCCAAACAAUUGAGGGCCCAAUUUUCCAAAGUUGCAAAUUGUUAUUUUAUGGUUGUUGCCAUUAUGCAAAUGAUCCCUGGAUGGUCCACUACCGGUCAUUUUACCACAAUUAUUCCAUUAUGUAUUUUCAUGUCGAUCUCAAUAGCUCGUGAAGGUUUUGAUGAUUGGAAAAGACACGGUCAUGACAAAGAGGAAAAUAACAAACGAACAACUGUUGUUAGGGAAGACGAAGAAUUGAGCAGUUUUGACACUCACUCUAUCGCCACAAUUAUGACAGAAACAAUACCAGUCGCAGAUAGACUCCACACUAACAAUAGCAAUAGCAACAACAACAACAACAACAACCAUCUCAAUAAGAAUAGUCUCAACAAUCUAUUAGCAAUCUCGUCAACUUCUUCACUUUCUGACAUUGAAGAUUCAGUUUCAAAAGAGGAUCUUUGUUUUACAAACUCCGAGAUGAUGCGACGCUACAAUCUUAAAGAGUACACUACAAGAUGGAAAAAUGUGAAAGUUGGGGAUAUAGUCAAAAUCAAUGAGAAUGAGUGGUUUCCUAGUGAUGUGAUUUUGAUAGCUACCAGUGAAUUGGAGACACAAGAGGCUUUUGUUGAGACGAUGGCUCUUGAUGGGGAAACCAAUUUGAAACAAAAGAGUCCCCAUCCAGAGAUAGCUAAAAAAGCAGCAACUGUAACAGGAUUAAAGAAUCUACACACAUUAGUUACUGUUGAAGACCCAAAUAAGGACCUUUAUAAUUUUGAAGGAUCUUUUAUUUUGGAUGGUGAGAAGCAUCCGCUUGGUCCAGAUAAUGUUGUUUACCGUGGGAGUAUUUUGAGGAAUACAAAGUCAGUAUUGGGACUUGUUGUAUUCACUGGAGAAGAAACAAAAAUUAGAAUGAACAAUAUUAGGAAUCCACGUACAAAAGCCCCCAAGUUGCAAAAAAACAUCAAUUAUAUUGUUAUUUUCAUGGUUUUCGUGGUUAUAAUGUUAUCUGCAUUUUCGACGAUGGCACAAAGACUACAGUUUGAGAGUUAUAAAAAUCGAGCUUGGUAUUUGUAUGGACAAGAUGCCGGGGUUGCUGCGACAUUGAUGGGAUUCAUCAUCAUGUAUAACACACUUAUUCCGUUGUCACUUUAUGUUACAAUGGAGAUUAUCAAAGUUAUGCAGUUGUGCUUUCUACAAUAUGACAUAGAUAUGUAUCAUGUGGAAACCAACACUCCAGCAGAUGCAAAGACAGCAACAAUUUUAGAGGAAUUGGGUCAAGUCUCUUAUAUUUUCAGUGACAAAACUGGCACACUCACUGAUAACAAAAUGAUUUUCAGAAAAUUUAGCGUUUGCGGAGUAAGCUGGUUACAUGAUUUAGAUAUUAUGUUGAAUGAAAAGCAAGAGCCUAAUAGUCAGGUGACAGCACCUUUAGUACCAAGAUACAGUAUACAUAUACAAUCACCAGCAGCAACCAACAAGAAAAGCACCAAUGACAGGACAUCAGUGGAGUCUACGCACAGGGAUAGCACAACUUCAAUAGUGCGCGAAAGUAUGGAUAUUUCAUCUCCAAGAGCAAGCACUGCUGCUUGGAAAUCAUCGGCACAACCAAACAAAAUACAGGACUUAUCAAACUCUUUGCAAUUGUUAAGACAUAUUCAAUCACACCCUCAAACUUUAUUUGCCAAAAAGGCCAAAUUCUUUUUGUUGUCCAUUGCAUUAUGUAAUACUUGUUUACCGAAAAAGAAGGAGAACGAGUCCAAAUGUAAUUCUAAUAAUUCCACCUUUUCCUUAGAGGAGAUACCCACAAAUGAGGAUCCACAAGAUGAUGGGUGUAUCACGUAUCAAGCUGCUUCACCUGAUGAAUUGGCAUUAGUUCAAGCUGCCAGAGACUUGGGAUUUGUUGUAUAUGAUAGACAAAACAGCAAAUUGACCAUAAAGACCUACCCUGAUGGGUUUAAUAAUGAGCCCAAAUUUGAAGAGUACCAAGUUUUGGAUGUAAUAGAGUUUUCAUCAGCAAGAAAAAGAAUGUCAAUUGUGGUUCGAUUCCCUGAUAAUAGAAUCUGUUUAUUUUGUAAAGGAGCAGACAAUGUGAUUCUAGAAAAAUUGAAAAACUCUAAAUUGGCACAAGCUAAAGCCAAAGAAAUUUCCUUACAAUCUGCAGAAAGAAAAACACAAGAAGCCGAUGUUAUCUUACAAUCACGACUUUCUCAAGAGGCUGAAGCAAGGAAAUCCGGAUUAUCGUUCCGUCACAGUAUGAAUUUAGGGAGUGCCAACUCCACCCGGUUGAACACCAUAGAUAAUGCCUUAAUGGGCACAGAAGAAGGAGAGAUUGCUGAUAUAGCGUUGAAAGCAAGAAAAUCAUUACAUCUCCAACAAUCAAAAAAGUAUAAUUUGGAUUCAGAGGAAUAUGAAGCAGGUACAGAAAUUUCCCCUAACGUAACUGCGGUUGGAGGAGUGUCUUCUGAGCUACCUCCACAUUAUAUUCCAAAUGAUAAGCUUUUAGUCAACGAUGAGUUUUUGAUUGAGAAAACAUUGGAACACAUUGAAGAGUUUUCUACUGAAGGUCUUAGAACUUUGCUCUAUUCAUUCAAGUGGAUGGAUAAAAAAGAAUAUGAAUUAUGGAGCCAAGAAUACGGAGAAGCUAAAACUGCUUUGACUGAUAGAUCCAAACUAGUUGAGAAGGUAGGAGCAAAAGUUGAGACCAAUUUACAGUUGUUGGGUGCCACAGCCAUUGAAGAUAAAUUGCAGGAUGGGGUAAGCGAGGCUAUUGACAAAUUGAGAAGGGCAGGUAUCAAGUUAUGGAUGCUUACUGGUGAUAAGAGAGAAACAGCUAUAAACAUUGGGUAUUCUUGUCGUCUUAUUAAAGACUAUUCAACGGUUGUUGUGCUUUCAAAUGAUGAAGGCAGAGAUGCCUUAAUGGAUAGAUUAAUUUCUUCAACUCAAGAAAUCAAAGCAGGGAGAGUUGCACACAGUGUUAUGGUGAUAGAUGGUGGCACUUUAGCGGAUGUUGAGCUGGAUCCAACUAUGUUAACGUCUUUUCUCGAAUUAUGUGUCGAAGUUGACUCUACAAUAUGUUGUCGGGCAUCUCCCUCACAAAAAGCUAAUAUGGUGACAGCAAUUCGAAAUUUGAAAAAAGAUUGUGUCACUCUUGCAAUUGGUGACGGUGCCAAUGACAUUGCCAUGAUUCAAAGUGCUGAUAUCGGAGUGGGAAUUACAGGAAAGGAAGGAUUACAGGCAGCUCGUUCUGCAGAUUAUGCAAUUGCGCAAUUCAGGUUUUUGCUAAAGUUGCUACUUGUCAAUGGUCGUUACAAUUAUGUCAGAACAUCGAAGUUUGUUUUGUGCACAUUCUACAAAGAAUUAUUGUUUUACUUGACCCAAUGUAUUUACCAAAGAAAUACCUUAUUUUCUGGAUCUUCAAUGUAUGAGAGCUGGUCUUUAUCAAUGUUUAAUACAUUGUUUACAUCGUUGCCUGUUAUUUGUGUUGGUAUGUUUGAUAAGGAUUUGAAACCAGCAACUUUGUUGGCGGUUCCUGAGUUGUAUGCCAAGGGGAGAUUGUAUCAAGCUUUCAAUUUGAAACUUUUUAUUUCAUGGAUGGUACUUGCAACUUUGCAAAGUGUGGGAAUUUCCUUUUUGACUUUUUACGUAUGGGGAUUUACCGCAUUGCGUGACAAUACAACUUUUGCUUUAGGCUCAUUAGCAUUUACAGUAUUGGUUGUGGUGAUCAAUGCCAAAUGUACUUUGAUUGAGAUGCAAAAUAGACAAUGGUUAGCAUGGGCUUCGUUUAUAAUAUCUGUUGGAGGGUGGGGACUUUGGAACGUGUUGAUAAUGGGGUUGUAUAGAAGCAAGCAGCCAACAAUAUUUUUUGUCGAUUACGGUUUGAUAAUGUGGGGUCGUGACCAAAGCUGGUGGGCUACAUUGUUGCUUAUGAUAACGAUCCCGUUGUUUUUCGAGAUUUUAGUUAAAGUGUUCAAAUUUAUGUUUAAACCAAACGACGACGAACUAUUCCGUGUUUAUGAGAAAGAUUUGGAAUUGAGAAGAUUUUUCGAGAACUCAGCGUUCAGAGAAUUGUAUCAAAGUUGGACGUUUCCUCAUGAUCAGUCAACAACAAAAACACAAAUUUUAAAAGGUUUACAAAAGAUUGGACUCAAAUUAGGAUCAACUUCACUGAAUGAGUCUUUGGAAGAUAAAUUGCAAGCUAAUCAGAAUCACUACAGUAGUGAUGAUCUUCAAUCUGCCAUUAGUAGAAAAAGAGCUGGGACAAAUCCUUUGGCACAUGAAUUACCUCCAAGCGGAGAAGGAGUCAACGUUUAUUCGAGUGACUUCAAACCUCAAUUACAGCAUUUCGAAAAUGGAUACGAAAUUUUGCCUAGUGGGAAACGAGUUAAAAUCAGAGACAAGUCUCGUGGAUGGUCCAUUUCAAAAGCUUUUGGAAAAGAUGAAGAAGAAGAUGUUGAUGCAAUUAUUGACGAAAGAUUAAACAAUUUGCGUAACGAAGAAGACGGAAAUUCAAGUUUGAAAUAG